AUGUCUCAGAAUAUACACCCAGGGAUUGUCAUCUUCAUGCGAUCGACCCCGCAGCAAUUAAAGGCUACACAAAACUUGACAGCCUGCCAUAUUUCAACGGCCAGCACUUCGACAAGUCGCUCCUCCGCAACAACUACCGCUACCAUUAUUACAAUCGACCUAAUUCCUCCUAAUAUGUCUUCCAACGUACCUAUGGGUUACAACUCUAAUACCUCUAAUACCUCUACAUCCUCAUCGCCUCCCGUGCUAAGACCUAAAAGAUCGAGCCUGAAGCCCAGUCUCAAAUCUUCAGAAUCAGUACCUACUCUCAACAGACGAUCAUCACCAGCUACAGUGCGCUUUGCGGAGCCAGAGCCGCUACCAAAGUCACAUACAUGGCCCAGAGCGAGGCCGAGGACUCUACAGCUACCGGAACCUUUGAUCAACAGAAUACCAAGUUCUCCAAUGAAGGCCCAACAUGAAGAUGGCCCUUCUUUCGCGAGUCCAGCUGCAAGCUUGACGAAGCAAGCCGAAAACCUUACACCAUCCGCAGUACAGCGUCCAGUUUCGCUCCCCACUCCCCCAACUGGGACAUUUCGACCAUUGAGGAAAUGCAUGAGCAGACAGACGAUGGUCCCGGCAUCUCCCCAAGAGCCCGAUCCAAGAUGGGCGGGCAUUCCACUGCCGGCUCACUACACGCCACCAACCCAGUCCCUAAAGUCUCGGGCGUCGUUCCAGUCCACGAUAUCCACAUUUUCCCAGCUCUCCAUUCAGUCAGCCCCAGCAGUUCUAGAGACACCGGCAGCUCCACAGGGCCAAUACAACCCUCUCGAGCACUACAUACCCUGUCUCCACCUCUCGUGCAAAUCGCACUACUCACCCGCACACCUUGGACCGCACUACUACCUCCCCCAAGGCCCCUACGCUCUCUCCCGCCUCCACGGCUACUGCCCGCGCCACGCCUCCCAAGAGCUGCGAGAAGCAACCCUCCAAUGCAAGCGCUCGUACGAGCUCCUCCGCCAGAACGCCGGCCGCAAAACCCUCAACGCCGUGGCCGCGGAAUUCGAAGACGCAAAAGCCGUCUUCCGAGACGCGCGCACGGUCAAAGACGCCAGACUUGUCCGCAUCCAAAAGAGGCGCGUGCUCGGCGCUCCGGUGCUGCUUGCGGAAAAGACAAACGACGCAAGGGAGGAGGCGUGGGAUUGGCGGUACACGAAUCGCCCUUGCACUACGUCUUCUUGUAAUGAGUACUACACGCCUUACUCUAACCACCUUUACGCUUUCUACCGCACACCGCUUGCACAGACGUCGUCGCUGUUUCCCCAACAGAUCUUUUGCCCGACGUGUGCGCAGGCAGAGGCGGAAGGCUUCGAGCAGAAGGUUAAGGAGAAGUGGGGAAGUAGGUGUGGGUGGGAUGAGCGCGAGUGGGCGGAGUGGUAUGGGAAUGCGAGGAGCGAUAGGGAUAUGGAAUUGGGGUUUUGGUUGAAGGCACAGGAGAGGGUGGUUAGGGAGAAGGGACCCGCGAGGUGGGUUAGUAGGUUAGAGGAUGAUUAUGGGGUUGCUGUUGAUGCAGUGGCGGAGGCGCAUAAUAGGUCGAGGAAGGGGGGUAUCUUUUCCAGGCUGUUUGCUAGUAUGGUGGUUUGA
Messenger RNA from Pyrenophora tritici-repentis Pt-1C-BFP, 1623 nucleotides. RefSeq lists its product as uncharacterized. NCBI's taxonomy places the organism in Eukaryota, Fungi, Ascomycota, Dothideomycetes, Pleosporales, Pleosporaceae. The record is from RefSeq and is a predicted model, not a curated record.